UACCGGCUGCCGCUGCGCCUGCGUGCUAUCCGGUUGGCUGCGUAAACGCGCUCGCGCAGCGGCACUACUAGGAUGACAGCUCAGACCUGUCCACGUCAACAGCGAACACAGACGCGAUGGAUUCCAUGUCCAUGGAGCCGUCCCUCUACACAGUGAAGGCUCUCUUCAUCCUCGACAACGAUGGCAACAGGUUGCUGUCAAAGUAUUACGACCCUGAGCUGUACCCUUCUAUGAAGGAGCAGAACAACUUUGAGAAGAAUGUUUUUAACAAGACCCACAAGGCAGACAAUGAGAUAGCGUUCUUGGAGGGGAUGACUGUGGUCUAUAAGAGCAGCAUAGAUCUCUUCUUCUACGUAGUUGGCAGCCCGCAGGAGAAUGAGUUGAUGCUGAUGUCGGUGUUGAACUGCCUGUUUGACUCACUCACUCAGAUCCUCAGCAGCUGUGCUGGCUGCCAUGGAAACCGAUGCGGUAGCAAUGCAGGGGGAUGGGGAAAGAAUGUGGAGCGCAGAUACCUCCUAGAGAACAUGGAAGGAGUGUUCCUGGUGGUGGACGAAAUCAUCGAUGGCGGGGUCAUCCUGGAGAGCGACCCACAGCAGGUUCUGCAGAAGGUCAACUAUAAGUCGGAUGAGAGCCCAUUAUCGGAACAGAGUGUGGCCCAGCAUAUAACAGAAAAACUGGCUCUUACUACGAAUGUGAUACAAUCGGCAAAGGACCAAAUUAAAUGGUCUAUCCUGAAAUAAAGGCCUAUAUGGAUCAAAGGAACGAUACUGCAAGAUAUAGGAAAAAUAUGCUACAAGAAGCAAACCCUUUAUUUUCUUACUGCGCUAAAGGGACGUUCAGUUUAUGGGCUUUCAUGCUGGUACCUAAAAUGAUUGUAGCUAAAAAAUAUUUUUUGCUAUACAAUUAUAUUUGUAUGUUUUGUAUGUAUAGUUGGAUUUGUUUAAUUUAUUGGAGUUUAGGGAUGACUGUAUUGGUCUCUAAGCGAGAUGUGGUUCAUUUAAAUAAAAAAUAAGUAGAAAAGCAUAUGAAAUAAAUAAGUUUAAAAUCAUAUCCAAAGCAUUAACCUUAAACGAAUAUAGUUACUUUUGAAGAAAAUGUAGUUCCAUAACAUUAAGGCGGCCUGUUUUUGAACAUUAUUACUGAAGGCUGUUAUGAUAUUUAAAAAAUAUAUAUUUGUUAGUGAAGGAGGUUGCGAUAACAUUUUCUGAAGUAAAAAUAUAAAAAGUAAUAACAUGAUUAUUACAUAAAUCAUAAACGCAUUAUUUCAUAUGUACAGGCCUAUAUGUGUAAUACAUUUGUUUAUGUAGUUUGACAUUUGCAUGUUAAUAUAUUAUUUUUUCACCGUUUCCCAUUAUUCGAUCAAAUACUGAAAUUAUUCAAAGAGUUUGAGGGAAAGGUUGACAGGUUAUUUGUGUGUUUUUUUUGAUAAGAAUGUAAUGUGUUACUGCACUUUUUGCUUUUCAUGUGGAUUAAACUGUUUCUAUUUUUUUGCCAAGUAAUUAAUGCAUUUGUAGAUCAUCUAACAUAUUUGGUGACAUUCAAUAUCGAAAAAAAACUAUUUGUUGCCAAAAUUAUAGAAUAAUGUAGUCUAUUUUAGUAACAAAACGGUGAUUUAUAUUACAUUUUAUAUAUUUUUUGUUAAAGCCGAAUACAUUAUGCUUUGUUUAUGUGAUUUCCUGAUAACGAAUUUGGCAUAUGAGAUUUGUGAAACGACAAAUAAAUAAAAACAAUGCAAGUCUUUA
This is a messenger RNA of Gadus morhua (Atlantic cod), 1742 nucleotides long. RefSeq names its product COPI coat complex subunit zeta 2 (gene copz2). Gene Ontology annotation, cellular component: COPI vesicle coat. Lineage: Eukaryota; Metazoa; Chordata; Actinopteri; Gadiformes; Gadidae. The transcript has 11 exons. Gene Ontology annotation, biological process: intracellular protein transport; intra-Golgi vesicle-mediated transport; retrograde vesicle-mediated transport, Golgi to endoplasmic reticulum. The record is from RefSeq and is a predicted model, not a curated record. Bases 117 to 740 code for a protein of 207 amino acids.